Molecule: messenger RNA, 465 nt
Organism: Acanthosepion pharaonis
Lineage: Eukaryota; Metazoa; Mollusca; Cephalopoda; Sepiida; Sepiidae
Source: the annotation of a GenBank genome assembly
AUGUUCAUUCCAUUCCCCACAUCUCUCUCUAUCCAUUCCACCCACUCUCUCUAUAUAUAUAUUCAUUCCUCCUCUCUCUAUCUAUUCCACUGCUCUCUCUAUCCAUUACAUUCCUCUUUCUAUCCAUUCAUUCCUUUCUUUCUCGCUGUCCAUUCCAUUCCCUCUCUCUCUCUCUCUUUGUCUAUUCCAUUCCAUUUCUCUCUCGAGUCUUUCCAUUUCUUCCAUGUUCUUCCCACACUAUUCCUGUCUGUCUCUCUGUCCAUUCUCCACACUAUUCCUCCCCUCUCUCUCUCCUUUAUCAUUUUUCUUUGUUGUCUUUCUCCUUUUCUUUGUUUUUUUUCCCCUUGUUUCUUUAUACCCUAUUCUUUUUUUUUCCUUUUCUUUUACUCUCCUCUCUCUCACCAAUCCUUACCCUUUGCAUUCCUCUCUUUUCCUAUUUCCUACCCUCACUCUUUUUCAUCUUAA